AUGUGGCAGGAAAGGAUUGGCGGUCCAACUUCCUCGCCUCUGAAGUUUAUCUCCUUCACGUCCAUCUCAACGCAGUAUGGGACUUACACCGGUGGUAUUCCAUUAUUUAUUCUGCCCUUUAUUUUGGAACCCCUGAAUCAGGGUAACAAGUCAAAACAAUACAUGGCCCUUCUCACUUAUCCAACGUUCUUCCUCGUCCCUGUAUGCAGAGAAAGCGUACUCGGUCGAUGUGACUCCAGUUUAUAUCGCUCGAAGAAAGGACUACCGAUCGUCAAGAGCAGUCCGAUUCCUUUGGAUCAUGUCCUGACCAUCUCUUCGUUGUAG
This is a messenger RNA of Peniophora sp. CBMAI 1063, 324 nucleotides long. Lineage: Eukaryota; Fungi; Basidiomycota; Agaricomycetes; Russulales; Peniophoraceae. The record is from the annotation of a GenBank genome assembly.